GUUUGACAUUUCAUUUCAAUAACAAUUAUAACUAGAAGAAGCACAACACGUGUGUAUCAACGUUGACUUGAUUUUUUUUACAUUUUUUUCUUAAAAAGUUUCAUAUAAUUAAUAAAUAAUAAUGUCCUUAUUACUAAUCAGAAAACCUAAAACCCGCAAGGGUAAGAAAGUAUUAAUGGCCAGAGAGCCUCAGCUGAUAGAGGGGCCACGAUCCAUGUUAUUUGUAGAUGGUCGUAAAUGUGGUGGCGAUGUUAAAUCUUGCAUGAAGGAUCUACAACAAUUGAAGAAACCUUUGAUUAAGGUAUUAAAUCGAAACAAUGACAUUACACCUUUUGAUGACCCUUCUUCCUUGGAAUUCUUGACACAAAAGAAUGACUGUGCUAUGUUUGCAUUUGGUUCUACCUCGAAAAAGAGGCCCAAUAACUUGAUACUUGGACGUAUUUUUGAAAAUGAAGUACUGGAUAUGGUGGAAUUGGGUAUUAAGCACUACCAAGCCAUGUCCGAAUUUAAAAAUGACAAGAUUGGCACUUGUGUAAAACCUUGUUUGGUUUUUAAUGGCCCCAAAUGGGCUCAGACAGAGGAAUUGAGACGUUUAAGGGAUUUACUUAUUGAUACCUUCCAAAAAGAUAAAGUUGAGGCUAUACGUCUGCAGGGCAUCGAACAUGUUAUGAGUUUUACUUGCAACGAUGACAUGACAAUUCUUAUGAGAUCCUAUAAAAUACAAUUGAAAAAAUCGGGCCAGAAAACACCUCGUAUUGAAUUAGUUGAAAUUGGUCCAUCGGCUGACUUCUCAAUAAGACGUACCAAGAUAGCCUCAGAAGCAUUGUACAAACAAGCCCGUAAACAACCGAAAGAACUUAAAGAAAGCAAAACGAAGAAUAUCACACAUGAUAAUCUGGGCAAUACACAUGGUCGUGUUCAUAUGGGCAAACAAAAUCUGGGUAAGAUACAGACAAGACGUGUUAAGGGUCUUAAGAAAUCGUCAGAAGAAAGGAAGGCAGAUCGUCUAAAGAAAAAGGAAAUGCUUAAGGCUGCUGCUAAAGAGAUGUUAACAAAUAAUGAAUAAAAUAGUUUAUUUUUUUAAAUUAUGGUACUAUGUACAAGAUUUUAUAUAGAUUAGUUGAUAACAAAUAAAAUAAUACAUAUUUUGCUUUACAGAAGAAA
Messenger RNA from Calliphora vicina (urban bluebottle blowfly), 1164 nucleotides. It is a transcript of the gene Non3, whose product is annotated as Ribosome production factor 2-like protein Non3. NCBI's taxonomy places the organism in Eukaryota, Metazoa, Arthropoda, Insecta, Diptera, Calliphoridae. Gene Ontology annotation, biological process: ribosomal large subunit assembly; maturation of LSU-rRNA from tricistronic rRNA transcript (SSU-rRNA, 5.8S rRNA, LSU-rRNA). Gene Ontology annotation, cellular component: nucleolus. Gene Ontology annotation, molecular function: rRNA binding. The transcript has 3 exons. The record is from RefSeq and is a predicted model, not a curated record. Bases 122 to 1066 code for a protein of 314 amino acids.